Molecule: messenger RNA, 797 nt
Organism: Hibiscus syriacus
Lineage: Eukaryota; Viridiplantae; Streptophyta; Magnoliopsida; Malvales; Malvaceae
Product: ethylene-responsive transcription factor ERF017-like
Exons: 1
Coding region: 70-675 (201 amino acids)
Biological process (GO): regulation of DNA-templated transcription
Molecular function (GO): DNA-binding transcription factor activity; DNA binding
Source: RefSeq, a predicted model, not a curated record
CAAUAAUCAAAUUUAUAUAAUUAAAAAAAAAAACACUCAAACGCCACUCUCAUAGAACCCUGAUCAGCAAUGGUGAAACACAUAAGCGAAAAGCCUGCGGCGGAGAGAAGAGAUUUAAAGUUCAAGGGUGUUCGCAAGCGGAAAUGGGGGAAGUGGGUAUCGGAGAUCAGACUGCCAAACAGCAGGGAAAGGAUUUGGUUGGGAUCUUAUGACUCCGCCGAGAAAGCAGCCCGUGCUUUCGACGCCGCUCUUUUUUGUUUACGCGGCCAAUCGGCGAAGUUCAAUUUCCCCGAUGCUCCGCCCGAGAUCGCCGGCGGUAGGUCUUUGACGCGGACCCAAAUCCAAGCCGCCGCAGCCCGUUUUGCGAAAUCGGAGCCUCCGAGGGUCGUCCAACCGGAGGAAUCCAACUCCGGGUUUCAAACGGAAUCUCCAACGCCGUCGGUUUCGGACGGGACGGUACAGUUGGACAGUGAGCUGGCCAUGGAUGGGUCGUUUCUGGAUCUCUUGGCAAGCGGUUCGGGUAAUUACGGGUCGGAUUAUGGAAUGAAUAUGAUAUUCCCUGGUUUUGAUGAUUUCUCAAGCGAUUUUCUCGGAUCCACGUUGCCCGAAAUCGGGUACGAAGACGAAAAUUUUGAUGGGAUUUUAGUUGCAGAAUCUUUUCUUUGGGAUUUCUAAAAACGGGUCAACCUGGGCGUUUUAGUAUCCAGUUUGGAUCCGAAUAUUUGCCGUGCCCAACAUUUGUACGGCCCGGCCUUUUUGCUUAUACUUUGAGAGAUUAAAUUAUUAUUUUUAUAUAA